UGGUCGACGACAUUGAAAUAUUUUGGUCUAGAACCUCAUGUUUAUGUCAAAUAGUUUGGAAAAUAUUAAAGUGUAAAAGUAUAAUAGUUUUCAUUCAAAUUUUAACAAGAUGGUUAAAAAGAAAAAUGAAUAUUCCCACUUAACAAUGGAGGAGAAAAAAGUAAUAACAGUUGCAGAAAUUGUUCAAGAAUUAAUAAAAGCACACAAGGAACGCUACAAUGUGAAUUUGAAUUCUCUGAAAUGUAAAAUUGCCUCAAAAUAUGGCAUGGAAUCAUCACCACGUUUGGUAGAUAUCAUAGCAGCUGUUCCCCAUGAGCAUAGAAAGAUAUUGUUGCCGAAGCUUUUAGCUAAACCUAUCAGAACAGCCAGUGGUAUUGCAGUUGUUGCUGUUAUGUGCAAACCACAUCGUUGUCCACAUAUUAAUGUUACUGGUAACAUCUGUGUUUAUUGUCCAGGAGGACCUGAUUCUGAUUUUGAGUAUUCUACUCAAAGUUACACUGGUUAUGAACCAACAUCUAUGAGAGCUAUAAGAGCAAGAUAUGAUCCAUAUCUUCAAACAAGACAUAGAGUGGAACAAUUGAAACAAUUGGGGCAUAGUGUUGAUAAAGUUGAAUUCAUCAUUAUGGGUGGUACUUUCAUGAGUUUGCCUGAAGAUUACAGAGACUACUUUAUUAGGAAUUUACAUGAUGCUCUAUCAGGACACAAAAGUAGUUCUGUUGCUGAAGCAAUUAAAUAUUCAGAACGUGCUAAUUCCAAGUGUAUUGGAAUCACAAUUGAAACCAGACCAGAUUUUUGUAUGGAAAGACACUUAUCAGAUAUGUUGAAUUAUGGAUGCACUAGAUUGGAAAUAGGUGUACAAUCUGUUUAUGAGGAUGUGGCUAGAGACACAAAUAGGGGACACACAGUUGCAGAAGUAUGUGAAACUUUCUGCUGGGCAAAAGAUGCAGGUUUUAAAGUUGUGGCACACAUGAUGCCAAACUUGCCUAAUGUAGACUUGGAACGUGAUCUCGAACAAUUUAUUCAAUACUUUGAAGACCCGAAAUUCCGAUCUGAUGGUUUGAAAAUAUAUCCUACUUUGGUUAUUAGGGGAACUGGACUCUAUGAAUUAUGGAAAACUGGAAGAUAUAAGAGUUAUCCUCCGUCAGUUCUAGUUGAUUUGGUGGCUAAUAUCUUAGCUUUGGUUCCUCCAUGGACGAGAGUAUAUCGUGUCCAAAGAGAUAUUCCAAUGCCACUCGUAAGUUCAGGUGUAGAACACGGAAAUUUACGUGAAUUGGCACUUGCAAGGAUGAAAGAUUUGGGUCUUAAAUGUCGUGAUGUACGCACUCGUGAAGUAGGAAUUACUGAAAUACAUCAAAAAGUUCGUCCUGACAAAGUGGAAUAUGUACGAAGAGAUUACAGAGCUAAUUCAGGCGAUGAAUCUUUCCUUAGCUACGAAGAUCCGGAGCAAGAUAUUCUUAUUGGUUUAUUGAGAUUGAGGAGAUGUACUAAGAAAUACACGUUCAGACCGGAAUUGCUAGGAAAUGUUUCCAUUAUACGUGAGUUGCACGUAUACGGAAGUGUUGUUCCCGUUAGCGAGAGGAAUGUUCAGAAAUUCCAGCAUCAAGGCUACGGUGCACUGCUUGUAGAACAAGCUGAAGACAUAGCGAUGAAAGAGCAUCUGUCUACAAAGAUCGCUGUUAUAUCUGGAGUUGGAACUAGAAAUUAUUAUAAGAAACUGGGAUAUACAUUGGAAGGUCCUUAUAUGGUGAAAAGUUUAAAACCUGGCGAAUAUAAAACUGUUACGGAGUGUCUUUACGGCCCUUCAGGUAAUUUUGAAUUACUUGCGGAACCAAGGGUCCUUCCUCCAUCGCCAAUAUUAAGCCAUGACGAGUUUGUUGAGGAAAUGAAAAAAACUGCAAGACCAAGAAGAGUGAUUCGAAAUCAUAUUAAUAAUGGACAAAACAGAGCACUUUAAAGAUUUUCUAUUUUCAAAGGAAAAUAGAAUCAUCUGUAUCUAUAAGUGAAUAUAUAAAUAU
Molecule: messenger RNA, 2015 nt
Organism: Nicrophorus vespilloides
Lineage: Eukaryota; Metazoa; Arthropoda; Insecta; Coleoptera; Silphidae
Gene: Elp3
Product: elongator complex protein 3
Exons: 5
Coding region: 110-1954 (614 amino acids)
Biological process (GO): tRNA wobble base 5-methoxycarbonylmethyl-2-thiouridinylation
Cellular component (GO): elongator holoenzyme complex; cytoplasm; nucleus
Molecular function (GO): iron-sulfur cluster binding; acyltransferase activity, transferring groups other than amino-acyl groups
Source: RefSeq, a predicted model, not a curated record